AUGUUCCUAGAUCCACUUUUAAAAUUUACAAAUGUAGCCAUUAAGCUUGAUGAUAAUGUAGAGUCGUGCAGCGGUGAAUUGCUGAAUCUCCUACCCAAGUUUUCAAAGGUUGGAAUUACUGAUGUAGAUAACAAGAUAUGUAAGGAGUUUUCCAGCUUUAUAACACAAUUUGCAUUGCUACCUUCAUCAAAGGAUCUGGAUUCAGAAAGCAUAAAACUUUGUGUCCAUGACACAUUGGAAAUUAUAUGGAAGAACAUUAUAAAAACGAUACAUGAUGGAUAUAAAAAUGAGUGUAAAUGCAGUGGUAAUAUGCUAGUACCGUUAUUUGAUCUUUAUGCGUUUGCAUUAUUUAAGGGUGAGUCUACCAUGGAGCCUUUAACAUUUAACGCCAAUCUCGGCAGAGUAUAUGGUCUAUUUGCCAAGUGGAUAUUGGAAAAAAAUAAUCUUUCUAAAGUGGAGUCGAGCAUUAUUGAAAGAGUAAAAUCUUCAUCAAUAGAUCCUGAUGUAUUAUCUAAUAUACAAACUCAUGUUGAUCAAUGCCAUGUUACCCGUUUCACUCAAAAUAUUUCAAUCAAAAAAGAAGAUGGCAAGAGUGUUGAAACUUUUAAUGUAGGAAUUGGAGACAGUAUAAUCAUACGUUCAUUCGGUACAGUCUUCUCUAGUGCAGUGCAAUUUUGCAGAGAAUACAAUUUUAUCCCUCCAGAAAUGUUGCUGUUAUCGGCAUCUUUCCUAAAAAUUGAAGACUCUAAAGUCAGUUUCUUGGAAAACUACCAAGACCUUGAUGUUUUAAAAACAGGGGAUGAUUGCGAUACAACAUUGUACUCGCAGCUAAUCACUUCUGACAUUGGCAGAGAAGUAAUCUCUAGGGAGUUUGGAGAAACCAGAUGUUAUGUAUCAAAUUUAUGUUUACCUGAUAUUGAUACAGAGCAUAAAUCAGGGUUAUGCCCAUGUUUUUAUAAAAUGUAUGAAAGUAUAGCUCUUGCUGCUGGUCAUUCUUUGGAGACCGGUAAACUCUCUUUCAUUGUCUCAACAAACGAUAAAAUUGUCAAAAAGACAUCUGUAAAAUUUGUGUUAUCAAGGGAUUUCGCAUCGCAUAUUUUAAAUCGUGUCAAAAUUGCGCUUGAUAAAAAGAAAACUUGCAUUUCUAACAUUUCAAUUCACGUUAAGGGGCUAUCUGAAAAUAUUUGCAAAGAUGUUGAAUUUUUAAAGUCUACAUCUCCUUUAGUACCCGCAUUAAUAUCUCUAGCUACAGUAAUGGAUGAUUCCGUAUACAUUGACACUGAAGACUCUAACAAAGGUUUGAUACGUGUGCUGUUACGGUUCAGAAAUUCCAUUGAUACAAAACUUCCUAAAAAUGCAUGGAACAUACUCGCAAAACUACUAUACAUGGAGAUUUCGACAGAUAGUAAAAUGGCCCUAGAAUAUGGAAAUGAACAGUUAAGUCUAUACAGAACACUUUUGAUAAGAUAUUUAUUACAAAUAGCGAUUUUGCAAUCAAAUUAUUCUUACAAAUUUAAAAUAGGUAAAAGGGGCCUUGAUAUAUCCAUUUCAUUUGUAAGAAGGUUAUUUAGACUGCUAAGUUUUAGAAUUAAUCGCAAUUUUAUGAACAAGGAACAGUUUGUAAGGUUUCUUAAAACGAGGGCUAUUACAAAGAGACCAAAAUAUUCAGAAGAUACAGAAGAAGAUGAGGAUUCUGACGAUAUUUAUGAUGAUUGGACAGUUUUUGGUCUUUUGGAAUAUUCGCCGACUCAUGUACUAAGAAAAGAGUUGCUACCAAAGAGUUUUAAAACUGAAGAUAUAGGCGUAGAACCUUAUACACAUCAUAAUAGCAGUUACACGUCAGAUUUUUACUUUUUUGAUGUUAUAUAUGAACUCUUUGGAAUAAUAAGGUUUAGUUUUGAGUUUGAAUAUAAUAUCAUAGACAAUUAUAUGUCACACUUUUUUACACUGCUGUGUUCCAAAAGCGAUGACUUUAUGGACGAGUUUAACAGAGAUGUGCUAAAUUCCUCAAUUAUUAGGGCUAUUUUUAGAACAAACGAAUAUGGAGAAAAGGUUGACAAUGAAAAUCUGGUGCACAGUUUUGGAAUCGUUUCUAAGCCUAAUAAAACUUUGGAAAUACUGGGCCUCCUUGAAACUAAAGACAGGUUUACAAAGAGAAGGAUACCUGAUCCGGAACCUAUUGUAGGAUCUCUGGUGCUAUCUAACAAUAGGUUUAAAAGACAAGAAUUUUAUCGAGUAUCCUCACGCAUCAUAGACGCGAUUACUAGGUAUGCUAAUAUAGCAUUCAUCUCUAGGGCGUUGUGUAUAUGGAAUUCCUCUCUACCUAUUGAUAGUGUUAGCUCUGUAAAAUCCCACAAGAUUGCUUCAGCUAGAUCUACUUUUACAAUUCUUAUCCUGAGAAUUAUAACAGUGUUUCUCAAUAAUGUUGGGGAUGUGUGUGAUUUGAUAUCAAUCGAACCGCUAGUAUCCGCUAUAAAUGUAAUUUUUAUAAAUUUAGAAUUGAUUCACAAAAGGCAGGAAUUUAAAGAUUAUGCCGAAAUUAUAAGUUCAGAUUCCUCUGAAUACUCAAAUUCUGGAUGUAUGAGUGUGGAUUUAAAAUCUGAAGUAUUUGAAGAUAAAUGCGUAACUUCAGAACCAGAUAAGUCUGACCAUGUACUUGGUGUAUCUGUGGAAAAUCUUGAUGAUUUUAAUGUGCAAGUUCUCGAUAAUUGGAAAAGGAACAAACUGGUGAAUAAAAUAUUAAUACAUAACAAACGCAAGCUGUUGCGUGAACAAAGAUAUCUUGAGGCAAAUUUACUAUUGCAUGUAUCGCACACCUUUGUUAGAAUUAUAAAUAAUGUGGUUCUUGAACUUUCUCACACUCUGUUGGAUGUAGAUCAAGGAUUCUUGUCAAAACUAGGAACAAAACAAUCGCAAGAAUAUCACCAAACUUUUGUAAUAAGUUGUACGGGAGAAGAUCUUGAAAUAUACAACAAUGUAUUAGAGCUGUUAUCACUUAUAUAUGAAACCAUUGUCACUAUAUCUCGCCUGUGUGUAAUCAUAUCUUUCAACUCAAUACAUUCAAAACACGAUGAACAUUUGGAACAGACAAAGAAUUUGCACGGAUAUUUUGAUAAUAAAACUGUUGAGCUAAUUAGAGAAAUUGGAAUCUUGAAAAAGAAGGCCAAAUUGGAGAUUGAUCGCAUAUUUUCAAUACAACUACAAGAAACUUUAUCCGAGUUACCAACACAAGCUGAUUGCAACUCGUCCGAUGAUUUGGACGAUUUUAUAGAUUUUGAAACGGACAAGCAUUUGUCAAUGCUUACAUAUAAGGACAAUGUGUUUAAACGCCCAAGGAAUGGUGGUGCUGAAACUAGGCUCAAUAACGUUCGUUUACGAAGUGAAUGGGAAUGCAUGAUAAGAACUUAUUUAACGUAG
Molecule: messenger RNA, 3417 nt
Organism: Theileria equi strain WA
Lineage: Eukaryota; Apicomplexa; Aconoidasida; Piroplasmida; Theileriidae
Exons: 3
Coding region: 1-3417 (1138 amino acids)
Source: RefSeq, a predicted model, not a curated record